GGCAGCUCUUCCACGGACCUGGGUAGCAUUCACUUGGCGAAUGGCAUUGUCCCGUCAAAACAUAUGGUCAUGACGCAUCUGAAUCUGGAUCGUCGGUCAGCUGGAUGAACAGCCCGUCGCCUCUUGGGAAAGCGGAGAGCAGAGAAGGAGUAUUGCGUGCCCGGUACUCGCUCUGUCUGUCAGUCAGUCGAGUCGAGUCGGGGAGGGCUUGUGAGCUUGUGAGCUUGUGAGCUUGGUGCGGCAUGGCUGUGGGGUCUGCGAGCCGGUUGGCUGUGAUUGGUCCGACUCCACACAAGGGGAUCCACCUAAGUAAACAAUGGACAAACAAGCUCUGGCACACUCCGAACCCCCUUCACACGAUCCAUCGGUGCACAGUCGCGCGUACGUCCAUCCCUCACACACAUCGUCACCACGACGCGGACCUCGCUUUAAACCCUGGCUUUCUCAUUCCACACCUGGCUCAAAUAUGCUUGCCCUACCCUGACAGCCUCGCCACCUUAUACCAAUUUUGCAUCGCAACACACGUAACACGUCUCGAGCCGGCGCCGCAUCAUGGCAAUGCGUCCGGGCCCGCCGCGUCAGGCCGUGGGGUCUACGGCGUGGUUCACAGAGGAGAGGUCCUCGGCGCUCCAGAUCGCGCAGUCCGAGGUGGAAGAGUUCGGUUACUCUGCGAGGAACGAGCUGGAAUGGCUCAACGAGCACAUGGCAGACGUCUUCUCCGAGAACCAGAUAAAUGUCGCCGACGUCUUCAAAACGCCAGGAAAGCUCCGUGGGAAGACCCCGAGGACCGUACAUAAGCCUAUCCAAAACGAAAAUAGAGUGCCCUUGUCAAACAUAUUCUCUUCGACGCCUAAAGGCGAACCGAACCCUUUCACAACAUCCGCGUUGCAUAUUGACAGAACCCCUAAGUUCCGAAUCGCCGAGGACGAUCCGGCUAGUCCACCCACACGCCCUUCUGUGGCUCGCAAACCCGUGCCCACGAAGCCCGCAAAUCGAGAACCAGUUGCAGUCCUUGACUCUGGCUAUUAUGGGAGCCAGAGUCAAGAGGUCACCUUCAAAAGUGACGAGUUGGUUGUGAAUGCCGAGCCAGUACCAUCGCAGAGUCCACAACGGACACUGGAACCGCAAAGACAGUCUUUGACGGCCCCCGGAGAAUCUGACGCCAUAGAUGACCUGGACCCGAACGACGAGAUUUUCGAGGAUCCCGCUGAGGCUGUCAACGCCACAGAGACAAAACAUACGAGAGUUACUUCGCCGGAGGCAGCGGUUGAUCAAGGAUUUGAAGCAGAACCAGUGCCUGCGUCAUCGCCCGUCAAUUUGCUGGGUCCCGAGGCGCAUGAGGAGCCACCAGUUCAAGCCUCGCCGUUGAGAUCUGAACCAGCUCGGCCAGAAGCGCCCGCCAUUGAUGAUGGUGGCGAGCAUAGCGUAGAGGGAGCUGCACCAGAACCCGCUGUAGGGGACCCAGCCGAGGACGAUGAAGUUGUGGACGUUACCCGAUCACCAUCCGAGGGCUCAAGCCCAAUACGACCUCCGAUUCGCAAGAGCAGUCUCAACUUUGCAUCUCUUCCUGCCCGCGAACCCAUGGCCUCUAACAAGAGUCUGGGUGGGCGGGUAUCACGAAUAAGCCACAUCGACCAAACCCGUACCAGCUUCUAUCCCAGGCCGACCGGAGGCAAGAGCCUAGGAAUUCGACAAGAAAUGCGCGGAGAUGAUCAUGACGCUGACGCGAUGGAUAUUGACGAGGAUGACAUGGCAGGAGCCAGCAGCAAAGAAAUCACUAUCACUGCUCACAGCAAAACGUACACCCAGAGGCUGCAGGAUCAGAUCAGUAUGCUCGGGAAAUCGCAGUCAGGUGGGCCGAGGCUCUCGAAAUCGAUACCGAGUCUUGUGGGCACUCAAAAAGCCGUGCCCAAAUCCCAGUCACAAGUAUCGCAGACCACUCGAGUGGACAUGGAGGUUGAUCAGACACCACCUAGGAUACAGCAGGUGACCAAAACUCCUGGAGCUUUCCCUGACGAUGACGAGGACGACUGGAUUGCACCACCCACCACAAUCCAAGCUGCCGUGCAGAGCCCUCGUCCCGCGAUCGCCAAAAGCUAUACUGCGGACGUGAUGGAGGGACUGCACGGCAAGAGUACUGUUGGUGACGCCGAACAACUCGCUGUCGCUCAGCACUCGUCACAGUUGGGCCGAUCGCAGUCGCCGCCCCAUCCAACUGCCGCCAAGUCAGACCUGGCUCCCUCCACCGUUGGGCACAUGAAGUCAGCGUCGGUCGAUUUGUCAAAUCACAAGUAUCUGACCGGAAUCUCUGAUUCCAACCUCAGGAAGAUUGUGUCGGCCUCGAAUCCUGUUUCGGUGACAACCCAGCAAAAUGACAUAGAUGCGCCCCCCAAAUCUCCUUCAAGAACUUUCCGCGAGAGUCCGUUAAAACACAGCGCCUUGAAACAGGUUAAGAACAAGUUUUCCUCCAUACUUAAGAACUCGAAAGGUCUGCUGGCAAGCAGUGCAGCAAUAAGCGCGGAGGGCAAAGCGUCGCUGGUAAAUUCGCCCUCGACUGUGAGAUUGGAAAAGCAGGCGACCACCUCGACCGACUCCCUGCGAGCCGGUAAAGAGCAAGAGCCUCUUUACCCAGAUCUGACGCGUCAUCCGUCAUGGGAUUCCCAACCUGCGCCGACAUUGUCAAGCCCAUCGCGGUCCGGUGGGCGCCGGACUCGUGCCUCUGCGGAGCGAGAUAGGAAGGAGCAGAGGCAGAGAGGCAGGGAGGACAAGGAAGCAGCCCACCUCGCCACUCAGCUGGAUAAACUUGAGAAGGAGCGGGAAAAGGAACGGGAAAAGGCGCGCGUCUUCAGCAAAGAACAAGAGAGAAUCGCGGCGGAGAAGCAGCUCGCCGCACAGAAGGAACUCGAGAAAGAUGUACGGACGCCAGCACCGAGGGGAGCCCCCAAGCCGACGCGUAGUAGCCCGCGAAAAGCGAAGACCCAACAAGCCGAUUCCAGGGCCGCGGCAAAGAUGGCUGAGCCUGGAAUUGUGGAUCAGGACACAGAGAUGACUGAUGCCCCCACGACGAAGGUGGCACCCCCUUCCAUUCCGCGCCCAACUCCUGGCUCGUCUUUAAGGAAUCAGGAGAUAAAACGGCCAUCUAGGCCAACGACGGCCUCCAAGCCGAAGCAGGCGCCCACUCUGAUACGCGUGAACACGUCGUCUCAGAACACCGGAUUUCACCCCUCCAACAGCAUCUUGGCCGCAACACUAGAGAGCACCCUUGGACCUUCUCAACAGCAAAUCAAGGGCAAAUCUAGCCAGCCCACAUUGCAGACCAAGGCGUCACAGCAAAGCUUCAACAGUUCUGUGAACUCGACAACAGGUCGUCCCAAGGCCCUAGAUCUUGCUGCAAAGCGAAAACAGCAGGAAGAAAAGGAAGCUCAGCGGAGGCGUGAUGCCAAAGCGGAGAUUGAUCGGAAACGAGCGGCUAUGCGUGAGGAGGAACGGCGCCAGGAGCAGGAGCGUCGGGAUAAAGAACGGCAGCAGGCUGCAAAGGAGGAGGAUGCCAAGAAAAAGGCACGACAGGCCGCGAUCGAAAAGGCGAAGCAGACCAGAGCCCCGCCGCCUGCUGUUCGUCCCCAGCCAAACGCCGCGCCCGAAUACAGCAGUGUCCGGGACAAGGCAGGCUUGCCCAGGCCACCGUCUCGCCUGCAGCACUCCACAGCCCACCGAUCACAGGAGGAUGUCAGCCGUCCGGUCAAUGCUGUCUUGUCAAGCACGACGAGCAUGUCACUGAAGAGGCCGCUCCAGCCUGAUGGCGCGGAAGACGGCACACAGCGACCAGCUGCAUCUCGAAGCGGCCAGCCGCAGCAAAAGGAGGUCAAGCGUAUGCGCAUGUCAGACGAGUUCUCCUUCGAAGACGAGGCAGAAAUCCAGUCGUACGGGACGAGCUUGAAAGGCCCGCCUGUCCGACCUUCAGCCGGUUUUAAGAAAGAUCUGCCUAACAAGCCACUGUACAGUGGCUACGCCCCUGCCGCCCAGGGCGCCACACGCGACAUUUUCAAGGCACCGGUAGCACCGCAGCAGAUCAACAAGUCUGGCCAUCUUCUCGACAUGGCACAAGUUUCCAAGGGUCCAAUACCGUUUGCGUCCAGUCACCACGCUGCUGGGGCAUCCCACAAGACCCCAGCCCGGCCAAAAAGCAUUGUGGCCACUAAAUCGGCGGCCAAACCGGCCAACCGAUCAUCGCCGCGCUUGCAAAACGGGGAAAACAUCGAGCUUCCGGAGAUCCAGACGGACGACGACGAUGACGAUGAAGAAGAAGACGAAGGGGCAAAGGCGACGGGAGUCGCCUCCUGGGCUGACACGCCUGCCCUUCGGCGCGAGCUUAUGCGGCAAGAGACGAUUGACCCACUGCAGGUGUUUGGGCCGCCAGCGCCGCUGAACAUGGAAGAGGUGUUCAGCAAGAGCAAGGACAGGUGGCAGAAGUUCCGGGCAAGGACGAGCAGCGCCAACUGGAGCGGGGCGGACCGGCUCACGGAAGACGAGAUCCGGAAGGAUAUUGCCGCGAGAGACCGAAUGAGACGCGAGGGGGGGUGGACAUAUGAACUGAGCAAGGACAUGUGAGGGCCGUAUGGGCUCAGCAGCCUCAAUGCGGACUGGGAUUGGUGCACAAGCGCCGUGGAAGGGACUUUGUCUGUCUAUAGCAUUGCUUCGGAGUUGGGGUAUGAUAUCGGCAUCAAUGAUGCUCAGGGCCUUGAGGACAUCGGUUGUUUACUGUGGCAUGAGAGCCUUUUGACUUGGCUUAAUUGGUUUCGGGGUAUACCUAGACUCACGAUCAUGGAGUUUAUGACAAUGUCAGCAUGUUCUUUACUCCCUGCAAACAAGGCCUACUAAAGGUGCUGUCCUUUUCGGAAGCGUAUGCACGAAUCAAUCACCGCAUAGAGAGAGGUACUGGCCAGAGAAGGACUGAUCUUCUGUGCCAACGUGGCAAGCAUGUCCAGGGGAACCUGAUACUGCUAUUUCCCACUGAGUUCUACACCAAAUGUGGCAACGACCAAGCGUACCAGAAUGCUGGAGAUUAAAGGUUUUGGUUAUGACCAGCUCAGUAUCUCAGGUAAACGUCACGGCAAGCUGUAGGCACACAGCACGCAAGCGCUCAGAGCUGAUAAAGGUACUUAGGUAUCAUCU
This is a messenger RNA of Diaporthe batatas, 5172 nucleotides long. RefSeq lists its product as uncharacterized. The record is from RefSeq and is a predicted model, not a curated record. Lineage: Eukaryota; Fungi; Ascomycota; Sordariomycetes; Diaporthales; Diaporthaceae. Bases 553 to 4608 code for a protein of 1351 amino acids. The transcript is spliced from 4 exons.